GGGAAGGGGAGGAAUAAGGCAGAUACCGUCAUCAGAAGAAGAAGAAUUCUUGGACGACCACGACCACGGCCACCGUUUUAAUUCUGCUCGCUUUUUUUUUCUUCUCUCCACCUACGACGGGUGACAAUUAGUGGACAGAUCGGGGUAGACACCAUCAGUGGACACCUCAACACUACACAUAUAUAAAAAAAACCCUCCACAACCACUAGUAAUUAUUACUAUUCUUACCAUUUUCCCUUACUAACCUCUACACUACAUCCAGCACCAUUACCAGACGUGGGUCUUUGACGACUGGUGGUGGUGGUGGUGGUGCUGUCUUCUCUGCUGUCGGUGGUGGUGGCGGUGGUGGUCCUGGCAACCGUGCUGCUGCUGGUAGUGGUACUGGCGGUUCAGGUUCGAGCAGAGUUAUGGACAGCAGUGGAGAGAACAGCAUUUGUUACCAGUCUCUGGCCGACGAAUCGGAAAUUGCUCAAACAGGGAUACACAUGUUGCUAAAUAAUGGAUUUCGUGAAGCAAAGUUAUUGUUCGAUUCACACAAAAAUGAAAGCCCUCUCAUGCAUGCCGGCUCCACUUUUGUCUUAUUUAUGCAAGCCUUGAUGUCUUUUGAAGAAGAAAGGAUCGAAGAAGCGACUAAGGCUUUACAAGAAACAGAGAAAAAAUGCGACCCAGAAAGUGGUGUCUUCAAGACUUUACGAAGAAAAUUUUCCAAAAAAAAGCGACACCAGGAGGUUCAAAUUGGUAGCGAAGACCGAAUGCAGCGGCAAAUUAUCAUAGCAGACUCCCUGUUGUACCAAGCAGUGCUUACUUUCACUCACCAGGACAUUCCGAGCUAUAUCAAAGGUGGUUGGCUUUUACGCAAGGCAUGGAAGAUCUACGAGAGACUCCAUCGUGAUAUCACUGAAAUGUUGUCUAGGCAUUCUCAAACCAAACUCAGCCAAUCAACGGACUCCAUAUCAAGCAAUAACAGUGACGUUCGGUUAACGUCGGACUCCACAUGUACGGACGGGAACGAUAACGAACUCACACAGGACGUACUGGAGCGCCUGUUAGGCGCGGUAAACUUUGGCUACGGGACAUUCCAGUUGUGUGUUUCAAUGGUGCCACCAAAAAUUCUUAAGUUAAUUGAAUUCUUAGGUUUCGAAGGUGACCGCACUGCGGGACUAGCGGCUUUAAACGAAACAAGCAAUAGCAAAGAUAUGAAGGCUCCGUUGGCAAUACUUGGACUCCUAUGGUAUCACACAGUACUUCGUCCAUUUUUUGCUUUAGAUGGCAUCAAGAUAUCUGCUGGUAUUUGUGAUGCAGAACUGCUAAUAAAAAAUCGGGAGAAAGAAUUCCCACGUUCUUCUCUCUUCCUCUUCUUCAAAGGGAGAGUUCACACUCUAAAGCGUGAAAAUGAAUUAGCCCUAUCUCUAUAUCGUCAAGCGCUCACCGUUGCUGCAGGCCAACGUGAAAUCGAACUCAUGUGUCUGUACGAAAUCGGUUGGUGCAACUUGAUGAAACUAAGAUGGACAGAAUGUUUAUAUGCUUUCCAAAGACUUCGGGAUGAAUCCAAAUGGUCCAAAUGUUAUUACUCUUACCUUCUAGCUGUUUGUCAUGGGUCCCUGGGGGACGUUGAGGAUGCCCAGAACAUUUUCCAAGAUGUGCCAAGCCUUGUCCGUAGCAAGAACAAUCAGAUUGAAUCCUUUGCAUCACAUCGAGCUGAAAAAAUGAAGAGCAAUCAAGUCACGCAAGAAUUUUGCAAACUUUUCACUCUUGAAUUGGUCUUCCUUUGGCAUGCACUACCUACCUGUACGGACGAUGAGUUACGUCGAAUGCUUACAGUUUGUGAGAGUCAAACAGAUGCUCGGAUAUUCCACUUGAAGUGUCUUUUAGAAGGUACCAUCCAUAAGGAACUUGGUGAUACAGAACUUGCCAUUCAGUAUUUGGAGGAAGCACUGGCUAGGUGCAGUGGGAAGAAAGAUGAUGUGCAUGUUGCUGCGUUUUCCCUCUAUGAACUCGCUUCCAUUUAUAUUACAGAUGAGCCUGCCAAAUCUAUACAGUUGUUACAGUGUAUUAAGGAGAAGUACAAAGACUAUCAUUUUGAAAACCGUUUAACAGUGAGGGCCAACAACAUGUUGCGAAACCUGAAACCAGCCGGCUAGAAGUGGGGACUUGGUUGAUUGACGUAUGGCUAUUUUAGAAUUCUCUGGAGUGAAGUCUGGGCAAUCACAACAACAACAACAACAACUACUACCACUACAGUGAUGGUGGGGGCCAGGAGGAGGGGACAAUCACUUCUGUCCCCCCCAUCACCUCCUCACCCUGCUGUUGGAUUGCCGUACACACAUAUUCUGUUGCAAACUUACCCAGGGCUCUGUAAAGCAGCCAGUUUUCUUAUAUUUGUUGUUGUUUUACAUUUUUUUUUAUCAUACCACUGGCAGAAGUCACAUGUCCUUGUCCUAGCCAAUAGACACAAGCCACCUAAAGAAACCCCCCGCCCCACAAACACACCGUUUUCUUUGAUUUAUAAAAAAAUUUUCAUUAUUA
Molecule: messenger RNA, 2526 nt
Organism: Octopus sinensis (East Asian common octopus)
Lineage: Eukaryota; Metazoa; Mollusca; Cephalopoda; Octopoda; Octopodidae
Product: tetratricopeptide repeat protein 39C
Exons: 14
Coding region: 408-2141 (577 amino acids)
Biological process (GO): cilium assembly
Molecular function (GO): protein binding
Source: RefSeq, a predicted model, not a curated record